AUAAGAACUCGUGGUGAAACUGUAUACCCUGCAUAGGAUUGAAAUUUGCGAAAACCACGGCCACUUUGAUAGUACAUGCUCGUCUUGUCCAAAUGUUCUGAGGGAGGGGUAUGACACUACGUUCAUCCGGCCCAGGACUACGUCGGAUACCACGAUUCUAGGAAAGUGCAGUAGACCGUAUCGUUUGCGAAUUGUCGAAAAGAGUGAGCCUCUUUGCACAACCCGUUUGCUGCUCAUUAGAACGAAAUUUCAAUCAUGAGUUCUUCUCGCUGUUCUUUCCAGGGGGAGUCACAAGACAAAAAGGGGGAGUCACAAGACAAAAAGGUUAGCGAUGAGAAGGAGCCUCUUCUUUCAGGAGACAAAAAGAAAUAUGAUAAGCCAUUGGAAGAUCCCGUGAGAAGCUGCACACCCCAUGGCCAAGAAACGCUCCCUACUGGAUAUUCCGACUUCGAUAACCAAAGCGUCAAGGGAAUGAAAGGUGAUCGUGCACCAGAUGAGAAUGUCGUACCCGAUGUUGAAACCAAACCAAACCGUCGCAAGAAACGUCCAGAAGCUGGGUCGAGCGCAAGUGGAACAAAUUCAGUCGAGCAGGCUGCUAAUUUUGGCGAAAAGGGAACCAAGCCUGAGAAGAAAAAAGUAGAGACUAACGACGAGCUAAGCAAAGUUCUCGACUUCAAAAAGUUCGACAUUUCCGAGUUGGAUUGCAUUUUCGCGGAUUUUAAAACAACGUUGGAUCCAUUCGUCCAAAAUCGCGAGGACAUGGCCAAAGCAGAGGAAUCCUUUAAGAAAGCUGUUACCACGCUGGAACAAAUCAGUCCGCAUGCGCAGUUCAGUGAAUAUGUGCACGCCCUGAAGACGCGACUCACAUCAGAGGGAAUCGUAGUCAAGAUAAAAGAGGGAGCUCUGGCCAUUUACACAGAGGGAAAAAAGACAGUACAAGGAAUUCUUGACGCAGUAGCUGCUGUAAAUGCCAUACUUAAACUGUCGAAGGAAUUAAAAGCUAUGCCGAUGAUUAUCGCAAGAGGAAGUGACGAUGCAGUCGAGAGAGCUGAAGGAAUGGAUCUGCAAGGAAUCUUGAAACGAGAGUUUAAGAGCUUGUGGGAUUUUGGAAAGAUCCCAAGGCAAAAAAAGGCCUUCAGCAACAACGUCCAACAAGUGAGGAGAGCUCCUGACAUGGUGCGCGAUUUCUACAGCCAAGCCAAGAAGAUCAUCCUUGAAAUUUAUCAUGCUUUUGCCGAUGAAGAGGAACAGAAGAAAAUUGAAGGGGAGCUGAACGAGGGCGACGACACUUCAAAAGAAAAAGAUAAAAGCGAAGGCAAUAAGGCGGAAGAAGCAAAUGGAGGAAGCACCUCAAAGAAGAAGACUGACAAGAAGGAAGGAAGUAAAGCUGACAAAAGUAAGUCCAACAAGGAAAAGGACAAAGAGGAGUUUCACAAGAAGUUGAAGUUUGAUUCAGUGGGUCUUGAUGACAUUGAUAAUAUGUUUUCUUCCCUCGCAACUGCCAUCAAUCCGUUCGUGGAAACGCGUGAGAGCCUGCAAGCCGCCAAAGAAUCUUUCGAGAAUAUUGUUAAGAAGAUCCUUAACUUUGAAGCAAAGAAGGAACUUAAAGAGUACAUCAAAGAGUUAAAAAAAGACGCCAAGGAAGGAAACAUUACGAUCUACAUCGAUGAAACAGAUGGCGAGAUUAAAGUGAAAUCAAUUGAAGGCGUAAAACCGCCCAAGCCUUACCGUGAUGCAGUUGAAGCGCUGAAGAACAUCAGAACAGCCGGAAGUGAAGCAGUGGAACUUGAGCCAGACGUGCAGCAUGGAAUAGAAGAGUUCAUGCACAGAAUCACUCAAAUCAAUCCACUGCGUGACUUUCACAGCUUGCUUAAGAAGAAGUCUGAUGUAUUUGCUCUUCCAGGGAAGAUAAAAAGAUUCAACGAGAAUCGUAAAAAAGCACAAGAGAUUCCGGGUAUUGUCAAAGAGUUCUGCCUGUAUGUGGAACGCAUUCUAACUGACAUCCUUGAAGCUUUGACAGGGGAAGAGGACUCAGCGACAAAGAAAGAAGAGGGCAGCGGUGAAGAAGGAGAUAAAAGUCCCACGGAUGAGAAUCAACCAAAGAAAUACGAGCCGCAUCAUAAGCCAUUGGAGAAAGAAGAGAGCAGUGGUGAAGAAGGAGAUAAAAGUCCAAUCAUGAGAUUUUUUUGCUGUUGUUUCCAGGUAUGUAGACAAUGUUAG
Pocillopora verrucosa is the source of this 2220-nucleotide messenger RNA. NCBI's taxonomy places the organism in Eukaryota, Metazoa, Cnidaria, Anthozoa, Scleractinia, Pocilloporidae. The record is from RefSeq and is a predicted model, not a curated record.